Penicillium samsonianum is the source of this 825-nucleotide messenger RNA. RefSeq names its product phytanoyl-CoA dioxygenase family protein. Lineage: Eukaryota; Fungi; Ascomycota; Eurotiomycetes; Eurotiales; Aspergillaceae. The transcript is spliced from 3 exons. The record is from RefSeq and is a predicted model, not a curated record. The coding region runs from base 1 to 825 and encodes 274 amino acids.
AUGAACAAUUUCCAUUACUCGCUCUCUGCUGAGCAGCUUCAGAGUUUCCACGAGUGUGGAUACCUGCUGAUUCGUGAUUUCUUCACUUCUAAAGAAUCGGAGCUGUUGCGAGAAUGGGCACAAGAAGUCCAUGAUCUUCCAUGCACCCCUGGCGUGCCUUGGAUGCCCUAUGAAGAGGUUAAUUCAGAAGGCAAACGCGUGCUAUGUCGCACCGAGAACUUUGCCAACUCGCAUGUCGGAUUUGAUAGUUUCCUCCGAGGGCAACGUGCAACAAGUGUUCUACAACAGCUCGCAGGAGAGGAGAUGCUUCUCUUCAAAGAAAAGAUCAAUUACAAAUUGGCAGGAAGCGGUGGUUUUGACCCUCAUAUCGAUGCCAAUGCCUACACUCACGUUAAAAACAUCAAGCAUUUGACUAUUCUUGCAGCGGUCGAUGAAAUGAAUGCAGCCAAUGGAGGCCUGGAAGUUGUGGAUGGCAGCCAUCGCAUGGAUAUUCCUCUCGGUACCGAUCGCUGCAUUGCAUCGGAUUGGGUCGAAAGCAAUGUAUGGACACCGGCUGAGCUUGAUUCAGGUGAUAUCUUGGUAUUUGGCUCAUACCUGGCCCAUCGCAGUGGCGCCAAUAUUAGCUCGAAGGACCGGCGUGCGAUCUAUGCAACGUAUAACUGUGCCGCUGAAGGUGAUCUGCACGACCAGUACUAUUCCGAUCGUCAGAAGCUCUGGCCUGCAACACAUAUGCGGGAGAGGGGACAGUCAUAUGAAGAAGGUCGUGUACGAUAUGCCUUUGGGUCCCCUAUGUUGACCGUAGAUUCGAAGGCCAUCCCGGCCUGA